Messenger RNA from Entrophospora sp. SA101, 570 nucleotides. NCBI's taxonomy places the organism in Eukaryota, Fungi, Glomeromycota, Glomeromycetes, Entrophosporales, Entrophosporaceae. The record is from the annotation of a GenBank genome assembly.
AUGAGCAAAACAUUCGAUCAACCAAUUAUUAAGCAAGAAAGGUGGACCAAACUAUACAAUGUUCCUUUCAAACAUGGCAAAGAAUCGAUAUUGGCACCGAUUUCAACAUCGUUAUACUACACUUGUAGUCAAAUUGCAAUUGGAUUAGAUUAUACUCUCGAAUCAAAUGGUGAUAGUGAGUUUGACAAAAAGGCUUAUAGAAUAUUUAACAUAUUAAAGGAUGAGCUUCCAUUGGUACCAAAGCCAAAAAUGACGGAAGGUGAACAUUGUUGUUUUUACCUUCAUCCACUAUUAAAACCUUUUUUCUGUCGCAGCUUCAAAAACUAUGAAGUAAGAUUAAACAAAUCUGUCAAUAACUCUCUCAAGAGACCAGAUUUUAGUUGCAGAAUUGACAAUAUCACCAUAUUAAACUCUGAAAUAAAACCAAGUGGCUAUACUCCAUUCCAGAAAAACAAAGACUUUGUUAAAAUUAAUACACGAGCAAAACAUUCGAUCAACCAAUUAUUAAGCAAGAAAGGUGGACCAAACUAUACAAUGUUCCUUUCAAACAUGGGUAUAUGUCUGUCAUAA